CAGAUUUCAGGUACAAAAGGGGCUGAACAAUUCAUGGAUGAGGGGUUCUACGAUGAUUUCAAUAUGGACGAAGUUGAUUUAAGCAUCGAGAAAUAUGAAGUACUCUUUGGCGUAGGGCAUAACGAUCCAGAACAUCUUUUCGCAAAAGAUGGGAUUGAUAGCUUAUUUGGUACUAACGACGCCUCUAUUGCAGAAUCCAAUUGUCAGGGUGCAUAUGGUGCCAAGGAGUCUUCGACUGGACCUGGAAAUGGAGCUCAACCAGCUUACAGUAAUGCAGCAUCAGCCGAUUCUUUAAGGAGCUGUAAAACUGAACCGAACCCUUGUUAUGGGAAGCCACACUCCAAUAUUUCGUUUUCGAGUCUAACAGGUGAGAGCAGUGGUGGUGAUUAUCAAGACUGUGGAGCUUCAUCUAUGCUUCUAAUGGGUGAGCCACCCUGGUGCACCCAGGCUCAUGAAACCACCACUCCUUCAGGUAUCAGGAACGAUGCUGUCCUCCGUUACAAGGAAAAAAAGAAGACCCGCAAGUUUGAGAAGAGAGUGAGAUACGCUACACGAAAAGCAAGAGCAGAUGUAAGAAAGCGCGUGAAAGGGCGUUUCGUCAAAGCUGGCGAUGCCUACGAUUACGAUCCCAUGAGUCAAACCCGAAGCUACUGAGAGUGUAUAUAUAUAUAUAUACACACACACAAACACAUAUACAACUUCUUGAUCAUAUGCAUGAGGAAAGGUUUUCGCUUGUCGUCAGCCGGAUUAUAGACGAAAUAACACCGCUUUCACCAACCGACCACCGAAAAAUCAAGAUUCUGCAUCAAAAGAUCGGAUCUCGACAUCAUCUGCCAACAAAAAUGAGUAAACUUCUGAACCCUUGAGCAAAAACGCGAUGCUAAUAUGUUUCUAUUGUUAGAAAUCAUAUUCUCGAUGGCUAAAUUGUAUUCUCUGAAGAAGAAAACGAUCAUCCGGCAUGAGUCUCUCCGAUUCCCGUCAUGUGUUGGUGUGGCCGGAGAUGAAGAUCGUUGUGUAAUAUUGCGUGUAAUUAUCGAUGUAUCUAAGAAACAUUGACGAUAAAAACUGUGUUUUUUUUUGGAAUGUACAGAAUGAGAGAUGUUUGUAAACUACGCUUCUAAUUAGGUUUGAUCGUAGACGUUUUUGUAGCUCGAUCAAUAGGUUUCGUGUUUUUUAGUAUGCGAAUCUUCUUAUGUUGUGAAUAUGAGUUUUGAGUA
Molecule: messenger RNA, 1217 nt
Organism: Cynara cardunculus var. scolymus (artichoke)
Lineage: Eukaryota; Viridiplantae; Streptophyta; Magnoliopsida; Asterales; Asteraceae
Product: zinc finger protein CONSTANS-LIKE 9-like
Exons: 4
Coding region: 34-654 (206 amino acids)
Molecular function (GO): protein binding
Source: RefSeq, a predicted model, not a curated record